UCAGCUGCUUGUUCCUCCAGCCGUGAAGGCAACUCCCAAAAAUAGCGCUGCGUGCUGGGAAGCUCCAGGAAACAUGGCUGAAGUCGUUUCACCAAUUACCCAACAAGUUCGCAGGGAGCGCUGGGGAAAAGAAACCAGAAGAGUCGAUCUUAAUCUCAAAGAAGUAGAAGAUUGUUUAAUUCACGACCGACACGGAAACUCUUUCCCUUUCAAAGGUUUAUAUCAGGACAGGAAAUCGGUCAUCGUUUUCGUGCGGAACUUCUUGUGUUACAGCUGCAAAGAGUAUGUUGAUGAUUUGAGCAAAGUACCAAGAGAAGCUCUGGAGGUUGCAGGAAUCAGACUGGUUGUGAUUGGUCAGUCUUCUUAUCAUCAUAUAGAGCCAUUCUGCAUGCUGACGGGGUAUCCCUAUGAAAUCUAUGUGGACCCACAGAGAUGUCUUUACCAAAAGCUUGGGAUGAGGAGGGAGGAGACCUUCACAGAUUCUGCACGCCCCAGCCCCCAUGUGAAGUCUGGUUUGUUUAUGGGUCAAAUGAAGAGCAUAUGGAGAGCCAUGACUAGUCCCGCGUUUGACUUUCAGGGCGACUUGCAUCAGCAAGGUGGAGCCAUCAUUGCAGGACCUGACUCUCAAGUUCACUUUGUGCAUUUUGAUCUGAACCGCCUGGAUCACAUGCCCAUUUCCUGGCUCCUUCAGCUCGCUGGAGUUCGACAGACCCUGGACUUCAGCGAUGAACCAAAGAUCAUCCAUGUGUAGCUUCCUGCGUGCCACAAAGACCGCUUCAAAAGGCUCCAGUUAUGUCAUGCAGUACCUGGGCAUGCAGCAUGCUCUCAAGUUGGUAGACUUUAUAAGUUAGAGUGACCUCUGAUAUCACAGAAGGCGGUGACAAGGACCCUCGGAGGCAUUUGUGAGGGAUGUUUGUUUUUCUCAUUCCUUAAAUACCUCUAAAUUAUUCUCCAAGGUAAAUGUGGAGCGUGUGUGUGGUUGGGUAAGCUUUAAUCCACAUCAGUAGAGGAGACGGAGUACUAAACACUACCAAAACUCACCAUUUUAUUUCUGGAUUUGAUAGAACAAUACAUCUGUCGUAACUGACAAAAGUCGCCAUUUUGUACCGACAAGUGUUUCUUUUUGUUUAAUUUUUACUGUAUUUAGUGUCAGGAUGCCUCCUGAACGCCUCCCUGGUGAGGUUUUCUGGGCAUGUCCAACCGGGAGAUGCCCUAAAGGAAGACCCAGGACACGCUAGAGGGACUAUGUCUCACGGCUGGUCAGGGAACACUUGAGGAUACCCCGGAAGAGCUGGCUCAAGUGGCUAGGGAGAGGGAAGUCUGGGCCUCCCUGCGACCCGACCCUGGAUAAGCAAAUGAAAAUGGAUGGGUGGAUAGAAGUAUUUAGUGUUUUAAAGAUGCUUUUCAUCUUUUGGGACCAUUGCUGAAAAUCUUGCUCCACAGGAUGACUUAAGUUGUUUAUUUGAUGUCUCGUCUUUAAACCAGCGAGACUGUUGCGUAGUUGUACUGGAUUUUACGUGUGUAUACUUCCAACGUUGUCAUUUACGAGCAAAUAGACAUUUGACCAAAUGAGAUAGAAAUGACCCAUACAAAAUACACGCUGUCCAGGCACAUUUAUAAAUACACAUUUGAAUACAUUUCUAAAUAAAUUUAAAGUUGCUGUGUUUAAAAAAAAGGAACAAUGUGAAUAAAAUCUUGUAUCAUCCCAUAA
Molecule: messenger RNA, 1711 nt
Organism: Nothobranchius furzeri (turquoise killifish)
Lineage: Eukaryota; Metazoa; Chordata; Actinopteri; Cyprinodontiformes; Nothobranchiidae
Gene: prxl2c
Product: peroxiredoxin like 2C
Source: RefSeq, a predicted model, not a curated record